Funneliformis caledonium is the source of this 992-nucleotide messenger RNA. Lineage: Eukaryota; Fungi; Glomeromycota; Glomeromycetes; Glomerales; Glomeraceae. The record is from the annotation of a GenBank genome assembly.
UAAAAGAGCAUUUGGAUAAAGCGAUUGAAGGAAUUGGAGAGUAUUCAAAUUUAAUAUCAGACAAUCAAGAAUUAAACAAGAAAGCGAUAGAAAGAGCAUUUGUCGAAUUAGAUGAAGAAGUUGUAAUUCAUUCUAUAAAUAAAUUAUUAAACACUAAAGGACUUUUUUCUAUCGAAGAAUGUUUAUUAUCAGCUUUGUCAGGUAGUUGCGCACUUUUGGCCUAUAUUGAUGCUGCUAAUAAAGAUUUAUACAUUGCAUGCACAGGAGAUUCAAGAGCCGUACUUGGUGUAAAGGAAACUGAUAACGAAAAGGGAGGGAAAAGAUGGAAAGCUGUCGCGUUAAGUGAAGAUCAAACUGGAAGAAAUGAAAAUGAAGUUAAAAGAAUUGAUAAGGAACAUCCGGGGGAAGAAGGUAACAUUAUAUUAAAUGGUAGAGUAUUUGGAGGAUUAGAGCCAACGAGAGCUUUUGGUGAUUCAAAAUAUAAAUGGGAUAUGAAAAUGCAGGAUGGGAUUUUUACUAAAUUUUUUAAGAUCAAAAGAGGGUUAGCUGGUGGAAGUAGAAAUAAAACACCACCUUACGUUACGGCAAGACCAGAAAUAACGUGUCAUAAAUUAACGGAAAAUGAUAAAUUCUUGGUGUUAGCAACUGAUGGAUUAUGGGAUGAAUUAUCAAAUGAGGAAGUUGUGGAACUUGUCGGUGAAUUUUUGGAUGGAAGAAGGGAUAUUAUUGAUGAAAAAGAGAAUCCCCCUAUCUUGAAAGAAGACGAAUUAAAAUGGGAAAAUUAUAAGCAAGAAAAAGCGUUUACUUUUGUUGAUGAAAAUGCUUCCACACAUUUAAUUCGAAAUGCAUACGGAGGAGCAAAACAAGAUCAAGUUUGCGCUUUAUUAUCUCUUCCUUCUCCAAUUUCAAGAAGAUUUGUUGAUGACAUUACCGUGACCGUCGUGUUCUUCGGUCCAGAUAAUCAAUCGAAUAAAAAAGUUCAGGAAAGCUAA